Molecule: messenger RNA, 8029 nt
Organism: Poecilia reticulata (guppy)
Lineage: Eukaryota; Metazoa; Chordata; Actinopteri; Cyprinodontiformes; Poeciliidae
Gene: hivep3b
Product: HIVEP zinc finger 3b
Biological process (GO): regulation of transcription by RNA polymerase II
Cellular component (GO): nucleus
Molecular function (GO): RNA polymerase II cis-regulatory region sequence-specific DNA binding; DNA-binding transcription factor activity, RNA polymerase II-specific
Source: RefSeq, a predicted model, not a curated record
GAUGACACACGCGUAGAAGGGAGAUGAAGUGUGAGCGUCUCCGUGUGUCAGGGGCUCCCUUGGGUGACUGCAUCACAGCCCGUUUCUGCAGACCGAGCUUUGCGCAUGCAUGCUCACCCUGCGCACGUUCCCCCUUUGUCUUUGCAGACGAGUCAUUAGUCACAUUACGGGCGGAGACACCGGAAACUAGUUUGCACAACAUAUCGCUUAACGAACUUGGACGCUGUAACUCCGAAUUAACAUGGAAUAGAUUUAAAUCUGUGGAGCAGCUGGAUUAUUCUUCCCCCUCACACCUUGGCCUAAAAAUAGACGCAGGAACGCCCUUUCCCCACCCGCACCAGCAACAGAAGACUUGUGUGUCACAUUCUAAUCUCAUUUUUAGCCAUAAGCGAAUCGUCGAAGGCGGCAUGUUGUUGUGUUGUUGUGCGUUAACAGGAACCACGGUUAGGAUGUCUCCUCUGUGGAAUGAGAGCUGUGAGAAAGGAAACCCCCUGACUGAAAUCAGGAUCCACCCAGAAGCUGAGCAGCUGCCACUCUCAACAAUCAACAAAGAAGAUGUGGGCAUCACCCUAGGAGGACUGCUAGAAUGGCUGUGGCUGGAGAGAAGUUUAGCUGCUUUGCACAUAGAGAGCUUUCAUGUUUACCUGCAUCAAUGCAGCUCCAGGGCACCUUUUAAUAAUGCCUCAUUUGGAACUUUGGAUUAACUCUCGGCCCACUCUGUUAAAAGUCCUCAUUUUUGAUUUACAGUUCAAUCUCUCGAUGUUCCAUCGCCUCUGACCUUAUUUUGCCAUGCGAUUAAACCAAUGAGGCUCACGGAGCCCUUUGUUACGUGUCUGUGAGGUCUCCUCCCCACUCUAUGGAGGCUGAGCCCAGCCGUCCGGCCAACGGGGAGCGCUCUGGAAGGCAAGAGUCGCAGCAUGCAACAGCUGAGUCUUCAUUAGGGUCUUGUCCACCUCAGCAACCCCAGCAGCCUCCUAAUCCUCGUCCUGUACAUAGAGCUUUGGGGCGCUUGCAAAAUCGUCAACCCAAACGUACCGACCUGCUUCGGUUACAGCAGCAGCAAGCAGCAGCAUGGCAGCAUUCAGAAACCCCUGGUACCUCUGGAGCCAGUUUUUUCCGUGCAACUUCAUCCUCAUCCCUCACCACUAUGUCCUCCACCCAGGGUGAGCAUAGUCACGGGGGGGCUUCUCACUCCAGUCACGAGGCUCUAGAAGUUGUCAGCUCUCCCAAAAAGGGGGAGAAGAAACCUCAAAAGCCAGGGAAAUAUGUGUGUUCGUAUUGUGGUCGUCCAUGUGCCAAGCCAAGUGUUCUCGAGAAACACAUACGCUCCCACACAGGAGAAAGACCCUAUCCUUGUGCUCCGUGUGGCUUUUCUUUCAAGACCAAGAGCAAUUUGUACAAGCACCGCAAGUCCCACGCCCAUCGCAUUAAAGUAGGUCUGUCCUCCAGCCGAGAUGAGCCCAGUUUGAGUGGACCAGAGGGUAGCAGUAUUGGAGAAGACCCCGAAGAGCACACAGAGGGAGAAAGCACUGAAUCCGAAGAUGAGACCGGCCAGCGCAGAAAAUCUUCUUCUAAAGAGAUGCUUCGACAGCAGAGGAAAGGGGCUAAAGAACGGCUUGGAGGCUCUGAGGAGAGCCAAAGGCCUGAGGAUUCUCAGGCUGUCAAGCAAAGACUGGCAUUGAGACUUAGGAAACGGGGCCCCAUGGCUUCACCAGAUGACCCUCCCUCCUCCUCCCUCUCCACAUCAUCUUCAUCGUUAGGCCCGGGUAGUAAGGGCAGCACGGAGUCUGGCUACUUUUCUGGAUCAGGCAGUACCGACCUGUCCCAAGUCAGCCCACCAAGUUCCAGUGCCAAAACCUAUGCAGAAAUUAUCCUAGGGAAGUAUGGAAGACUUGGAGGACAGCAGCGCAGUCCCCACCAGCACCAGCUUCCUACUUCACAUUCCUCAUCAUCAGGAAGCGAGGACAAAAGCAUUCCCUUUGCUGUACCCAAAACUCAAGUUAUUGAACACAUUACCAAGCUCAUUACCAUUAAUGAAGCAGUAGUAGACACCAGUGAAAUUGACAGCGUAAAGCCUAGACGCUCCUCCAUCUCCAGGAAAAGUAGUAUGGAGUCACCCAAAUUUAUUAUCCCUAAAGAUCCCUACACGUUUGACCCAAAAAUAGAAGCUGCAGGUCCCAGCGGUUUGAGGCACCCCCAAAACUCUGAGGCAGAUCCAUUGAGUACACAGGAACUUUCAGCAGUGCCUCUUCUCAGAAGCCACUCAUUGCCAUCAACUACAAGCCAAGUAGAGCCCCUCACUUCGGGCACCAUGUCUCCAAGAAGUUACCGCCUUAGCCAGUCAUUUGAUGAGCAGCAAGCAGUGGUUGCAGAGAUGAGAGGUGCACAGCGUAUGCUCAGACGCCAGCCUGCCAUAGAGGUACCCCUGGGAGCUGAGUCAGUGUUGGAGGAGAGCAGCCCUGCAUCCUCAUCUUCCUCAGCCAGAGGAGCUCAUUCAGGCAAGCAACCACAUCAUCCACAAAAGAGUCGAAGCAUCUUCGAAUGUAGAUCUUGUGGUGUUGGCUUUCAGCACAGUGAGGACUAUGAGGGUCACAGAAGAGUAUGUCCAGGACCAAAACAAGAGGGCAUUGAUGCAUGUAGCCCAUGCAGAGAGAAUCGUCCCCCACUGAUGCACUCCAAGUUCCGAGCACUGGCUAUGGCUGUGAGGAAGAGGAGGAAAGAGGAGAGCCUCGAGGAGGAUCCCCCCAGUCCUGGAACUGUACCCAUAUCAGGCAGCUCUGAAGGUCUCAUUCCAGUGCCAAGCAGACCAGAGCACAGCCAGAGCCUCUCAGGUGCUACUUUACAUAAUGAGCCAAACCAACAGCAGCAACGGGACAGGAAGGGUGUUUCUGUCAUCCAGCACACUAGUUCUUUUGAAAAACAAGAAAGUAUAUCGAUGGAAAGCCAGGAGCCAGACCUCAGAGAGAAUCCGCAGCCACAACAACCUGAGCCAAAACCCUCUCCCUCCACAUCCCGCCUCAUCCGUCAGCCAAACAUCCAAGUGCCGGAGAUAUUUGUUACUUUGGAGCUUGAUUCCGACAUGCCAUCUGUUUCACCCCCAGUGAAAGCAUCUUCAUCUAAGGAACUCGAGAAAACAGAGGAGUUCCAGUGGCCCCAGCGGAGCCAGACUCUGGCUCAACUACCUGCAGAAAAGCUGCCACCAAAGAAGAAACGACUCCGCUUAGCAGAAGCAGCUCAGUCUUCUGGGGAGUCCAGCUUUGAGUCUCCGUCUCUUCCUCGCAGCCCUAGUCAAGAAAGCAAUGUCUCAAGCCUCUCUGCUUCUUUUGAGGACACGACACGUUCAGAGCCCGUUGUCUGGGGUUCUGGCAGCCAAGGCUCCCAGAUGCUGACGGUCCCAUCUGCUUCUCACCAACACAGCCAAAGCCACAAGGAGAUGAGGCGUUCAGCCUCAGAACAGGCCCCUCCUAGGCCCCAACAAACUGAACAGAUCUCGGAAACAAGAAGUAAAUCAUUUGAUUACGGAUCUCUUUCCUCUCAGCAGUCAACGUCCUCCUGGAAAGAGAGGAGAAAGUUUCUUCUUGUAAAACAGGCCACUUUAGGUGAAACAGAGCAGGAGAUGGUGGGUAACAUUAGUCACAGCCCAAUGCCCGGUCCUUCUCACCCCAACAUGCCUUAUGUCUACCCUGCUGAAGUGAGUCCCCACUUCUGUCUGGACGCCACAGGGAAGCCCAUGCAGUUAAUGCAUUCUCAAAUGUCCUCAUCCUCUCAUGAUGUGCUCCCUUUGCAACACAGAGGACAACACGUUUUUCAAAGAGGUGCACUUUCACAACUACUCCCCAUAGCUACAUCUAAAACUGAGGCUCUGCCCCCCCAAGUCAUUCACAGAGGCUUCUUACAUUCACACUCUGGGUCUCCCAUACAGACCCACCCAGGACAGAUCCACUUGCCAGAACGGUUGAGAAUACCACUACAUCAUCUCCCACCCCUAGUUCCUCUCCCUAGCUCCUCAAGGGUUAGAAGCAGUCAGCCUCCGUACUUUCCUUUUCCGCCAAGUCUUGGCACACACAUUCCUCCUCUGUCCUCUACAGAGACCAGGCCUCCCAUCUCCUCCAUGUCAUCACCUCUGACCCAUCACUCUCUUGUAACCAUCUCAUACCACCAACAACAACCAGUCAUUACCACAUGCCUGGCACAGCUUACGCCAGUGGUAUCACUUGUAGUGCCAGUGCGCCUCCAAACUCAUAGACCUACCUUUGCCAGUGCCAUGUAUACCACACUCUCCCAGAUUCUGGCCUCCACUCGCUCACAGGAAUCAACUUCUUGCACGGCUAUGAUCGUCAUGGCCCAAACAGAACGGGACAAGCUGCAAGGAUCCUAUCUGAAAGUUCCAUCUCCAUCCAUCCAGAGCCUUCUCCCGCUGUCCCUCUCGAAAGAGCUGUCCUCAGUGUCUGAGGACGAGUAUGGUUCUCUGGGACCUGGAGGAAGCAAACGCAUGCUUUCACCUGCCGCUAGUCUAGAGCUCAGCACAGAGGCUAAGCGUCACCAGAAAAGAGUAAAAGAAGAGGAGGAGGAGCGACAGAAGAGUGUUGAAGAGGAAGAAGAUGCAGAACCCAAGGUAGGCCAAGAAGAAAGCAAAAACAUAGGGAGGACACUAGAUGACAGAGAGAAACGGCAACCAAAUCGAACAGAAGGCACAAGUGUCAAAUUAGAAGAGGUGCAGGAACAACUCCCAUGGAAAUAUAACAGAGAAGAAAAGGAACGCAAGGAGAAAUCAACGGAGAAGACGAAUCCAAAAAAGGAAGAGGUGCCAACUCCAGAAGUGGGGGUUGAGAAGCCAAGCCUCCCUUCGUACCCCAGCCUGCACACUUCCACCUCAGUAAACUGGUGCUACCUGAAGUAUGUCAAACCCAACCCGUCUGCUGAGAGAGACCCGCAUACCUCGGUUUAUUCUACAUGGAGUGUCAGCGCACACAACCCCAAUCUGCCAGGCGUCAGCACUAAGGUGGCUCUGUCUCUGCUGUGCUCUAAACAGAAGCACAGCUCUGAGACGUACACCAUGGCCACUGCUUCAGCACCAGCCAGAUGUGAACCAGUCCCUGAAAGCAGCACAACUCCACAUGUUUCAGAGGUACAAGAGACCCCACCCAGCACCCUGCCUGAGAUGAAGGAUGAGGAGACGCAUGAGAAGGAGGAUAUCAAAGAGACGAGGGAAGAGGAAGGUCCUUCCACCUCCAAGCAAGGCGAAACUAGUUUGGUCCGAAUCUUUGAAGGAGGCUACAGGUCCAAUGAGGAGUACGUCUAUGUGCGAGGUCGCGGUCGGGGAAAGUACAUAUGUGGAGAGUGUGGCAUUCGCUGCAAGAAGCCCAGCAUGCUGAAAAAGCAUAUCAGAACGCACACCGAUGUCCGCCCAUACAUCUGUAAACACUGCAACUUUGCCUUCAAAACCAAAGGAAACCUUACCAAACACAUGAAGUCAAAGGCUCAUGGGAAAAAAUGCCAGGCAGUGGGAGUGUCUGAGACGUCUCUGGACGAGCCAGAGAGCGAGGAAACAGGCAGUGACGAGCGCGUCCUCGGCUCAGAGGAGCAGGGGGAGCAUCAGUUCUCCGACGUGGAGGAGUCUGACGAUGAGGAUGACAACGAUGAUGAGGAAGAGGAGGAUGAGGACGAGGAGGAAGAGGAGUCUACGUCCCACGAAGACCCGCCGUCCUCCUGUUCAUCGGACACUCAUCCGUCGACGGGAGGGCGCUCCAGCUGUGCACGGCGCUCGCAGCAGGGCACCCCCGAUCCGGAGCCCGGUCCCGGUUCGGAGCCCGCCCCGAGGGGAGUCUGGCCCAGCAGACGGGCGGCCUCUCCGGGCAGGAGGAGGGCGCUGUUCUCGAGGCAAGGUUGGAAGGGCUCUCCAAGGGCCUUCUCCCCCAGCAGCGAGAGCUGCUCCCCCAGCCGCAGCCUCUCCCCCCGCCUGGAGCUGCCCUCGACGAUUCGCAGCCUUUCCCCGAGGACCGAGUUAUCCUCGUCUGGCAGACACAUCUCGCCCUCCCCUGAGAGGAGGCCGUCUCCCGUCAGAACACAUUCUCCUCUUCGUCCCGUUUCACCCAGCUGCUACCGACCGUCUCAAGUUCCAGCCUCUCCAUCACCACUGGGGGCGCUGCACAGGACCCCCGGAUACCUGCCCUGGGAGAGCCCAGGCACGAAGGGAGGCCAUGUUAAACCGGAGAAAAGUGGCGCUGCAGGAGAAAGGCCAACAUUGUCAGAAGCGAGUUUGUUCCCACCGGCUUUCCGUCUCUCCACCUGCGAGGCUUAUCCCGGCCUCCAAGCAGCAGACAACAUCUUUAGCCAUCUGCCCAUGCACUCCCAGCAAGCAAAGGUCCCCUGCCUGAUGAUACCCAUCGGUGGGAUCCAAAUGGUACAGGCCAGACCGAGGUCCCACCCGACUACUCCCUCAUCUCCAACGUCCCCCCCGCUGGAGGGGCCAUCGCUGUCCCGAUUUGAAUCAUACUGGGGCGGGACCCCCAGGACUCAAGGGCUAAGGACUCCUGGAGACACCGGGUGGGAGCACCAGGCAGCAGGAGCCAGCCACCACGCUCUUAGCACAGAACUUACUUUUUCCAAACUCAAGUUGGAGACCACAGACUCAAAGCAAUAUGGCAGCUCACACAGCUCCAUCCGCCCCCACGGGUCUGCCACACAGACCAGGGAAGGUGGCGUUAGAGGCAGUCAAACUGGAGCGCCUCGCCUCGGAACAGCAGCCCCAGUAGCUUAUCGUGCCAUAGGAAUCGCACCAGAGCGGGACGAUCCGACGUCAAGCGAUGAUGCGGUAGAGGGAGACGGUGAAGAAGACUCGGCCACAACAGAACAGAGCACUUAGCAGUGUCGACACCUUGAUGCACCUUGCAUCCAAUUUUGGUUUAUUGGUUGCUACACUAGUCUUGUUUUUUUUAUUAUUAUUACUAUUAUUAUUGCUUUGUUUUGUUUUGUUUUGUUUUAUACAGAUUUCAAUACUAUUGUUAACUUAAAUGUUUGGUCUUUGGCAAUAUUCAGGUUUGUUAUAAAAAAUGCACUUUUUCUGUGUGAAAAUAUUGUUCCUGUAAAUCUCUAUAAAUAUAUACAAAUAUAUAUAUCUAUAUAUAUAUAUAUAUAUAUCCUGUAUCUAAUUAGAUACUGCUAAUCUCAAUGUCUAUUUGAAAAUGCUUUAAAAAAAAUUUUAAUAAAUAAUUAUGAAUAAUAAAUUUGUAAAUGACCAAAAUAUUUCAUUAUUAUAAAAAAAAAGAGACAAUUUCCUUUUAGGUUGUUCAGUAUUACUCAAAUUGUAGUUUCUUGUGCCUUUUCUGUCCAUUUUUGUGUUAUUUUAAAUGUAAACGUACACAAAGAGAAGGCUGUGAAUUCAGUUUUAUUAUUUUUUAUGUUGUUAUGGAGGGUUAAUAUUUGGUGUUUUUUUUCUUCUGAGGGCCAUUGCUUUAUCGCCAAGGUAACUAGUCAAAUCAUGGGAGAACCUAAGGAGCGGCUGACACGUGUCAAAAGAAUUGCACUGACGUUUUAUUUUUAUUACUGAAUGCUUCAGAUUAUGUGUCUGUACAAGGGAGAAUGCUCCUUAUUUAUUUUUAUUUGAUGACAUUGAGCCUUAUUAUUUUUAUUUUUGUUAUUAGGGGUGGGGAGAAAAACUUUUUUGUUACAUCUGUUUGACUUCUUCAUCAUGUUCUUAUAACUUGAACUGGUGGUAAAGAUGAGAUAUGAAUGAAUUUGGCUGGUACCAGAGGAUCAAGUGCCCUGCAGAUUUCACAGCAAAAUUUGUAGUUGCUAAAAAAAAUAAUAACAAUAACGACAAUAAUAAAACAAAACAAAAAAAAUGCACUGGGCUUCAAUGAGAUUGUGCCUUUUUUUUAUUUCUCACAGUCAAUUUUGAGACACGAGUGUUUAAAUACAGAAAGAAGAUUGGACAGAAUAUUUCAAACAUCUCUGAUCAUUUUUGCUGCAAACUUCACUUUAAAAGUUGUAAACAAAAAACACAAUAAAGGAUCAGACAAUCUGUGGA